UGUGUUUCACCCGCAGAUAUUCCGCUCUGUGCGGGCUGUAAUCAGCACAUUGUGGAUCGUUUCAUCCUGAAGGUUCUGGAUCGCCACUGGCACAGCAAGUGUCUGAAAUGCAGCGACUGUCAGUCUCAGCUGGCCGACAAGUGCUUCAGCAGAGGAGACAGUGUUUACUGCAAAGACGACUUCUUCAAGAGGUUUGGCACCAAGUGCGCGGCGUGUCAGCAGGGGAUUCCGCCGACGCAGGUGGUCCGCAGGGCGCAGGAUUUCGUCUAUCACCUGCACUGCUUCGCCUGUAUCGUGUGCAAGAGGCAGCUGGCCACCGGGGACGAGUACUACCUGAUGGAGGACAGUCGGCUGGUGUGCAAAGCUGACUACGAGACGGCCAAACAGAGAGAGGCGGAUUCGACAGCAAAGCGACCCCGCACGACAAUUACCGCCAAGCAGCUCGAGACGCUGAAAAACGCGUACAACAACUCGCCGAAACCCGCGCGGCACGUGCGCGAGCAGCUGUCCACGGAAACCGGACUGGACAUGCGCGUUGUGCAGGUCUGGUUUCAAAACAGGAGAGCAAAAGAAAAGAGGCUGAAGAAAGAUGCGGGCAGACAGAGAUGGGGUCAGUAUUUCAGGAACAUGAAGAGGUCCCGCGGCAGCUCCAAAUCAGACAAAGACAGCACUCAGGAGGACGGCAUGGACAGCGACGCAGAAGUCUCUUUCACAGACGAGCCGCCCAUGUCGGAUCUGGGUCACUCCAACGGCAUCUACAGCAGUCUGAGCGAAAGUUCUCCGGCUCUCAGUCGCCAGGGUGGAAAUCAUCCGGCGUUCCCUCUGGAGCACGGCGCUAUAAUCCCGUCGCAGGAACCGUAUCAUGACAUCCAGGCCAGCAGCCCCUACAGCCUCCCGCAGUCGCCCGGCCCACUGCAGCCCUUACCCAGACACCAGCCCCUCAUCUCCAGCCUGGUCUACCCAGAGUCCGGCCUCCCCAUGGUGGGUCAAAGCGGAGGGCAGAACAUGACGCCAGGGGUCCGAAUGAUGGCCGCGGGGAACGGCCCGAGCUCCGAUCUAUCCACUGGAAGCAGCGGCGGAUAUCCAGAUUUCCCUGCCAGCCCGGCGUCCUGGCUGGAUGAAGUGGACCAUGCCCAAUUCUGAUUCAGUAAAUCUCCAUAGACUGCAGCAAUGGACUUGGAUUACUAGACCUUGAAUCUGUUUCCAAUAAUUUUGUCAGUGGCU
Messenger RNA from Danio aesculapii, 1224 nucleotides. RefSeq names its product LIM homeobox 3 (gene lhx3). The annotation marks the transcript as partial. Gene Ontology annotation, biological process: neuron differentiation; regulation of transcription by RNA polymerase II. Gene Ontology annotation, cellular component: nucleus. The record is from RefSeq and is a predicted model, not a curated record. Gene Ontology annotation, molecular function: RNA polymerase II transcription regulatory region sequence-specific DNA binding; DNA-binding transcription factor activity, RNA polymerase II-specific. The transcript is spliced from 5 exons. NCBI's taxonomy places the organism in Eukaryota, Metazoa, Chordata, Actinopteri, Cypriniformes, Danionidae.